Molecule: messenger RNA, 1710 nt
Organism: Penicillium maclennaniae
Lineage: Eukaryota; Fungi; Ascomycota; Eurotiomycetes; Eurotiales; Aspergillaceae
Exons: 7
Coding region: 1-1710 (569 amino acids)
Source: RefSeq, a predicted model, not a curated record
AUGCGCGGAAUUCCGUGUAGCGUAGCGCUGUUGGCGAGUAUCCUGCGAACACUUUUGCUUGGUGGUCGUGGAAGCAAAGCUGCCGAAUUCAACCCACUUACCCUGCGCUGGUGCCAGGACGUCCAUGGAGGGGAGCGCGACGAGAUCACCCGCGCAUGUCAGGUAAAAGACACCCACCUCAUAGCCGGCACCCCAGCCACCCCAAAGGGGAGAGGAGCUGUUGUCAGACAGGUAGAGCUGUUUGCCAUUGAUGUGGUCGGGCCGGGUGGCAGUGAUGGUGAAGCAGGACACUUGGGUCUGAAGGGGACAGCUAGUCGCGGUGGUCGCUGUGGCGGUUUGGGUACCGGUAACAGUGGUGGCGGUUUGAGAGACCACGAUGCGCGAGAAGGUCUCGGUCUUGAGGGCGCCGAGUGCGUCUACCGUGCUGUACACGGUGUUCACUACACUACCGGAAUAGGCAGUUGCGGUGGAGGUAUAGAAGGUGGUUGUGGCGGUGCCAGUGGCGACCUGGGAACAGGCAAGGGAGAUCUUGCUGGCGUCCCAGGCGGAGACCAGGGUCGGUUCGGCGACGACGGUACGUUUGGCGAUUUCGGCGGCCUUGUGGUGACGGUGGGGUAUUCGAAGAUGGUGGAUGUGGUCGAGAUGGUUGUUGGCACAGUGGUCUGUGUGGUUGUGGGCCCGGUAGGAAGUACAGAAGGCAGCACCGACGCUGCGAAGGGAACUGACCUCAUCUGCUGUUGGUAUGUCAUUGGGGACGUUGAAACACUUGGUCUGGCCGGCCUUGUCACCAGACUGGGAGAGAACGGUGGUGGAGCCACCCGUGAAAAGGACUUCGUUGUUAACGCUGGAAUAGGAGGUCAACUCGAGCUCACCAGCGUUACAAUAUUCUCCAUCAUCCUCGAUGAGGGCGGCGUUGAAGCCAAUGGCCGUAUCAGAGUUAAUGUAGAUGGGCUGGUGGCCGUAAUUUGCGUUCUCGAUCACAACAGCGAUGGCGAGCGAUGUUCUCAUGAUAGGAAUGAACGAAACCUCCGCAGAAGAAGAGAACACCGGGUUGUUGGAGAAGUCCAGGUAGAGGGUGCCACUGUUCACGCUGAUGGAGGCACCUGCGGUAAUGUCGACAGCGGCGGUAGUGGACCACUGAACUCCCAGACUGUACAACACAGAUGGUGUGAUUGUGAACUCUCCGGGGACCGAGACGGGCUGGUUGAAUUCGAUGGUAUCGAAGUUAUAGGUCCAUUCUCCAGACCAAGCGUCCGUGGUUUCAAGGCCCAUGACGAGGUUUCCGGUCCAGCUCAUGGUAGGCGUCAUGAAGGCGCUCAUAACCUUACCCGUGGAGGUAGCAAUCAUGACACUGCCUAUGAAUUCAAGGUUGGAGAUGCUCAGACCGCAAUCCACGCAGCUAAGCUUGCCGACCGAGGACUGCACCAGCGUCUGCGCUGGGAUCUCGUACUCCACGCUUGCAGUGUAGGUAAAGUUCCAGUAGGUCGCGACAACUACCUCAAGGUAGCAACCCGUCCAGAUGAGCUCGGCAAGAGCCCCCAGUUCCUCAUCAAGUGCGUCAAGGAUGUCGCCAACAAUGUCGCUACAGGCACCCUCCCAGAGAUACUUCCACCAUGCCUCGUCAUUAAGCCCGGAACGCUUGGCGAGCAUGGAACGACGGUGACGGUGAUAUGCUUCAGUAGGUUGUCGCAGGAACGUAGACACCGUUAG